Messenger RNA from Closterium sp. Naga37s-1, 960 nucleotides. NCBI's taxonomy places the organism in Eukaryota, Viridiplantae, Streptophyta, Zygnematophyceae, Desmidiales, Closteriaceae. The record is from the annotation of a GenBank genome assembly.
AUGAGGAGUGGAGACCCCUCCCCACCCACGAUGGUCCCUGUCCAGUUCUUCACAGGUGGGGCUGCUGGUCACAGGUGGGGCUGCUGGUCACAGGUGGAGCUGCUGGUCACGGGUGGGGCUGCUGGUCACGGGUGGGGCUGCUGGUCACAGGUGGGGCUGCUGGUCACAGGUGGGGCUGCUGGUCACAUGUGGGGCUGCUGGUCACAGGUGGGGCUGCUGGUCACGGGUGGGGCUGCUGGUCACAGGUGGGGCUGCUGGUCACAGGUGGGGCUGCUGGUCACAGGUGGGGUUGCUGGUCACGGGUGGGGCUGCUGGUCACAGGUGGGGCUGCUGGUCACAGGUGGGGCUGCUGGUCACAGGUGGGGCUGCUGGUCACAGGUGGGGCUGCUGGUCACAGGUGGGGCUGCUGGUCACAGGUGGGGCUGCUGGUCACAGGUAGGGCUGCUGGUCACAGGUGCCUGGUGCUGGCGGCAGGCGCUGGUGCUGGUGCCUGGUGCUGGCGGCUGGCGCUGGUGCCUGGUGCUGGUGCCUGGUGCUGGUGCUGGUGACUGGCUUCGGUGCUGGUGCUGGUUCCUGGUGCUGGUGGCUGGCGCUGGUGCUGGUGCCUGGUGCUGUUCCGCCGCCACUCCCUUCCCCCUUGUCCUCUCUCCCCCACAGCAUUCCGCCGCCACUCCCUUCCCCCUUUCCCUCUCCCACCCGCAGCGUUCCGCCGCCAAUCCCUUCCCCUCCUCCCUCUCCCACCCACAGCGACCGCAGCUGCACACGCGAACAGUCGCGACGGGGGAGGGGGGGGGUGACGAGCAGGGGGCCGGGGGAAUGCGACGGGCGGAGCGAGGCGAAGGGAAGGAAGAAAACGGGACGGGGGGGAAAGGGCCGCGACGACCGCCACCGUCGCCGUCCCCUUCAUUCUGCCGUCCCCCCCCCUUCCCCACUCUCGCGCAAACUCGGCAGCAGGCGUAG